AUGUCGAAAAAACCAACUGUGAAAAAACCGACGGUGCCAGCAAUGUUUUCCAAAAAUCCUCCUUCUACAACGACAACAACGACAACAAAUGACAAAGAAAAUCUGAUAGAAGUUAAACCGAAAAGUGAUCGACUUGUUCCAUGGGUUGAGAAAUAUCGACCAAAGAAAGUAAGCGAUGUUGCUUAUCAAGAUGAAGUGGUUGCAGUAUUGACAAAAUGUUUAGCUGGUAGUGACUUUCCCAACUUAUUAUUUUAUGGACCACCAGGUACUGGAAAAACGAGUACUAUUCUUGCUGCUGCUCAUGAACUUUUUGGACCUCAAUUAUUUCGCGAUCGAGUUAUGGAACUCAAUUCUUCUGAUGAGCGUGGUAUCAAUGUUAUACGUGAAAAAGUAAAAAAAUUUGCACAGUUUUCGGUUAUUGCAACACGUUCUGAUGGUGCCUAUUGUCCAUCAUUUAAAUUGAUUAUUCUUGAUGAAUGUGAUUCAAUGACAAAAGCAGCUCAAGCGGCUCUACGUCGCACAAUGGAACGUGAAUCUAAAACGACAAGAUUUUGUUUAAUUUGCAAUUACAUAAGCCGAAUAAUCGAUCCAAUUACAAGUCGUUGUGCGAAGUUUCGUUUUAAACCAUUAAAAGAUAGUAUUAUUGUACAGCGUUUACAAACAAUUUGUGAUACUGAAAAUGUUCAACAUGAACCAGAGGCAAUAACUGAAUUAGUGAAAUGUACUGAAGGUGAUAUGCGUAAAGCAGUAACAUUUUUACAAAGUGUUGCUCGUUUUCGUGCAAAUACGGUAAUAACAGCAAUUGAUGUUCAAGAAAUAACUGGUAUUAUUCCAGAGAAUGUUAUUGAAAAUCUUUAUCAAGUAUGUCAUUCUAGCUCAUAUGAAAAAUUGGCCACAACUGUUAAGAAUGUAUUAUUAGAAGGCUAUGCAGCUCAUCAAUUAUUAUUACAAUUACAUGAUUAUAUUUUGGGACAAAUGGCAUUAGGUAAUGAACAAAAAGGAAUUAUUUUUGAAAAAGCUGCUAUUGUUGACGGCUGUUUACUGGAUGGAGCUGAUGAAUAUUUACAACUGAUGGAUUUUCUCUGUACGGUGAUGCAUCAAUUAUGUCGAUCAUAA
Messenger RNA from Rotaria socialis, 1116 nucleotides. The record is from the annotation of a GenBank genome assembly. Lineage: Eukaryota; Metazoa; Rotifera; Eurotatoria; Philodinida; Philodinidae.